Messenger RNA from Porites lobata, 9067 nucleotides. The record is from the annotation of a GenBank genome assembly. Lineage: Eukaryota; Metazoa; Cnidaria; Anthozoa; Scleractinia; Poritidae.
UGAUAUUUCGCACAGUAAAUUGGAGGAUCUCCCCUAAUUAGGGAAAAUUAAUUGACCAUGUAUUCGAGCAGCAACGGGCUGCGAAAGCCAAGGCGAGUUGGCUUCUUGGUGAGUCAGCGAAAGAUGAGGAAAUCGAUUUUCGACACCUUUGCGCUCUUAUGCGAGUACGUUCAAUUUCUUGAGCUUGUUUUUUGGUGAUUAAUUUAUAAACAUUAUCAUGAUCAAGAUCCAUUUCAAAUGGUUCAAAUUUUCCUGAGGGUAUUAAUUUUUCUUCUUUUUACACUCUAGGAAAACGGGCAUUGAUUUGGUCGAGGUAGGUUUUCUUGUACGUUUCACUGUCUGAUCUUCGAUCUGUGAAGAAUGCACGAUUCGAUUCCGUAUAACUUAAUUACGAAUGUGUGUGUUGGCCUACCUGUAGUAUUUUGCUCUGUUGAUCCCCUGAAUUGUUUGUUUUGAUGAUAUUGGAAAUACGAUCCGUUUUGUAUAUCGUCAAUUCCAUAUGCAGAGAAACGAGACAAGUGCAUCCAGCUUGUUUUUCUGGAAUGACGUAUUCCAAUUCCUGGGACUGAUCAAGAACUUGUAUUUAGUUAAUCUUAAUUCAUAAGCUUUAUAAAAGGAAAUUUGUUAUUCAAUUGUACUUUGAAGAGUAGGAAUAAAGCUAUCCACUGGUAAUGGAAGGUUUUGUUAUGGCUCUACGGAUGCAGGUUUCAGAAGUGAACUUAAUCCUUUUGCCAAACUUCAGAACACCCAGCCACUUAUUUGGGUCACCUUGAAUAACGAAAUUGUCUGUUGUAUUAUGCCACGUUGUUCCAAGUUUUCUGGAAAGUGACUAGGUAUUCUGAAGUUGUUAUAAUUGUAGUCAUGUAUUUUAUAAAGUGGGGCAGUGUUGAGGUUGAUUAUCAAGGCUCCGUCUUAAUAUGCUUGUGCAUAUAACCACAUGCCACUGGCAAGUGGUUUCACUGCAAAAUUUUGAACACUUUGACAUCAUUUCUUUGGUCGACAAGAGUACAGACCAUGGAAAAUAGUUGUCAAUGUGUUAAUCAAUUUUAUUUUCAAGUAUAAAUUUACAGUAUUUUUAGACUAACAGACAUUGGAGCUUGAUGUCCUUUAACAAAAACUUUUUCAAUAUCUAAAUAAUAUUGAUCUUUGAUACUCAUUAUAUUAUUCUCAGUUUUCACAUAACAUCACCAAACUUCAAACUAAGGAAUUAUCGAUUCAUCUAAGUUUCUACUUUCAUGAGGCAUCACAGCAGCUAAACACCUUUUCUUACAAAAGGGUUUUUCAUUUUCCAAUAGGAGGCACUUGAAUUUUAAAGCUUUUGCAUUAUGCAGCAUUUAUCUGUCGCCUGGGAAACCUCUUAUGUGGGUUAAAAAUGUUACUAGUUUUUUGAGAUUUUGUUAUCUAAACAUUCCGUGUCUCAGAAUGAAAUAUUACUUUAAUCUUAAUGACUUUCUGCUUUGAAUGGGUUACAUUUUUUAUUUUGAAUGGUGUGACAGUGAAAACGGUAGAAUUCACAAAUUUAGUAGCACCCGCAUAAAUACCUUAACAAAACAUGAACAAAAAUAGUGAAAAUCAAACUGAUUAACCAAAAGAUGGGUCAUUUAAUGAUCCUAUCUUUUGACUCUUUUUAUUCCACAUACAUAACAUAACAUAACAUAAAACUUCAUUUAUACUCGAAUUUUAGAGUAGCUAACAAGCUAAUAUCUUCGAGCUGACACUACAUAAAAACUAUAUAGAAAAUAUAUAUAUACAUUAAAUGCAAGGAAAGAAUUUACAAAAGUUUUAUGUAGCAAAAGAAUCUACAUGAAAACAUCCUGUAUUUUAGUCUUAAAGUCUGCAAAAAAACAUGAAAAAAAAUAGUGAAAAGUAAGAAACUGAUUAAGACCAGGAAAGAUGGGUUUUCAUUUAGUGAAAGAAUGAUCCUAUCAUAGGAAGAGGACCGGAGUGAAAACAAUCAUAUUCUUCAUAUAAGUAGGAAAAUGAGUGAAAAACAAACUCUAUUCCGAUAAUCUCUCUUUAAUAAUUUUUGUCAUUUUUACUUUUUAAAAGGUUGACAUGGACAGACCAUUGGAAGAACAGGGACCAUUUGACCUUAUCAUUCAGAAGCUUACAGACUACAUGGCAGCUGCAAUUGAUGGGAGUCAAGAUGCCAUGAAAACAUUAAAAAGACUUGAGGUGAAAGGAGUGAAGUCAUAAUCUUUUGCCCCCAUUCUUUUGUGUCUGAAUACCUUCUUAUAGGAAGUUAACCCGUCAUGAUAUGGAAAUUUGUGUUAAUUUAAGUCGCGUUGAUUUUUUGAAACAUUAAUUUCUGUGCCAUUAAUUAAUUGAGCAUUGAUAUUUCUACGACCUUAAUUUCAUUAUUUUGGAUACACCUCUGACAUUCUUGACACUUACGAAAGAGGAGUAUUCUAUCAGGGUCGAGAUCUGCUAGUAACUAUGAAACUGUGAAGAACCCAAGAAAUGGCCAGAUUUUUUCGCUUCACCCUCUUCUUAUGUUUAGGAAAAGUACCAUGAACAAAGUUUCCAUUUUAGGUUAUACAUUUAACUUUGUUUCUGUUGUCUCUCUCAGCUAGUUUCGUUUCUUUGUGAGCAUUGCGUUAAUUUCCUUCAUUUUGAAAUUUUACCCUCUCUUUUGUGUUAAUUUCCUUCAUUUGAAAGUUGUUUUGCACUAUAAAUUCACAUUAAUUGAAGUCCUGUUAAUUUCCCAUACUUCAUUUUAACUGCCCGUAAUAAGGUAAUUGGGUACCACUGAGCUGUAUCUCUGCGAUUGAGUGAAUCACAAGAGCAGGGAGGCAGCGUGGCCAAGUGGUCAGUGUGUUGGACUCGCAAUCCAGCAGUCCCAUGUUUGAGUCCCGCUCUGGCCACUUGCUGGAUUUGUUCUCGGUCAUCCCGAGUUCAACAGCCAUGCUUGAAAAUAGCCAACUGGUUGCCUCCUGCCAGUUGGGGUUUUUAUUCCCGUUAUGUUAUAUUUGAAUGAUUUGUUUCUAAGUACUUGAGUGGAGUGCCUGUAAACUAGCUGGAUAAGCUAAGAGCACUUUCCACUAUAAACAAGCCUUUAAACCUUUAGCCCCCAUGAAUAUGCAAGACUGUCAUAUCUCUUACUUAAAACUGCUGCCUGGUUUAAUCUCUCUGGGAUAAGCUUUGGUCUGCCAAGCGGGAGGCUGCCAGUUCCAACCCCAGCUGGACCAACCCUCAGGGUCUUUAAAUAACUAAGCAGAAAGUGCUACCUUUGUGAAGACAACUGCAAUCGGUUAGGCUCUCUAAACUUUAGACCCUGUCUCAACCCUUGCACGUGUAAAUUCUGUGGGAUGCUGAAUAACCCACACACUGUUUACAAAAGAGUAGGGGACAUGUCUUCCCUGGUGUGGUGGUCUAUCCCUCAUGGGGAAGGGGAAGCAUUGUUGCAGUGACCCUGCCAAAUUUGGUGAACCUAAGUAAACUUUUCAACUUCUUUUACCCAACUAUUUACAGUACAAGUUUCGUGUUGGCUUUAAAUAUUUUUUGUAACCUUGCAUUUUAGAUCUACAUAAAAGACCACCCUGAAGUCAUUGUGAUUGAUCCAAUGGAGUCUGUCAGUAAGCUUUUUGACAGAACAACAAGCUACCGGAUAAUGAAAGAAUGUGAAAUACUAGAAGAAGGUUAGCCGAGAUUAUUGAAGUUAUUUUAAUUUGUAUUCUUGUUGUUCGAUGAUAUUGUUAUUGAAAGUUAGUGAGUGCUCCAAAAUGUUUAGUGCUGAGCAAAAUAUUUAAUAAUUCAUUGUUUUGUGGCUAGUAAUGAAUGCUUUAUUUCUGGAAGGGUGAUAUUGUGGUUCUGAUCAGUUUCUAUUGGUACAGUUUUAUAACUGUCUAAUAUCCAUGUACAAAAAAAUGUUGGGAAACUGAAAGACAGCGUGGAUAUAUACAAAGCGAAGUGAAAUACCUGCUGUGAAAGAUUUUAAUUUCUCACAGCUGAAAUCCAUUAACACUGUACACUGUUUUAUUACAGUUAAAAAUAAAUGUAAUAUUUUUUCUUUGUUUGUAAACAUAAGGUGUUUACAAUAUAAUACGUGUCAAAAGCUACUUACUACAGCACACAAAAGGUUAGAAUGUUUCUUUGUCGGAUGCCUUAAAAAAAAAGACAUCCAGGCUCUAAAAUUUCCUUCAAAUAUACAUACACUGUAGGACACCUGAAUAUUAAGAUCUUUCCCUACAGAUAACCCACCCUGCCCAGGAAAGGUUGGCCGCACCACAGGGGCCUACGUCCCCAACUCUUUUUGAACAGUGGCGUGGCUUCCUUUAUGUCCCAAGAGAACCAGUAAGUGAAAGUGCUGUGAGAUGGGACCUACAGAUUUUCGUCCUUAUCCGGGAAGACUAGAAAGUCUAACCUUUUGCAGAUGUCAUUACAAAGGCAGCACUUUUUUUCUCAGUUAUUUAAAGAACAGAGUGUUGGUCCAGCUGGGGUUUGAACCCACGACCUCCCACUCAUUAGACUGGCCCUCUUCCAACUGAGCUAACCAGGUGGUGGUAUUAUAUGCUAUUUGCAUACUAUUUUGAUAUGAAUAUUUUAUUAUCAGGAAUAACUGCAUGUCCAUUUUCUUUUUGUGCCAUUUUUUGUUGUAGGAGUAAGAGUUUUUAUUCCUAAUUUCGUGCAAAUUGAUGCAAUGGAUCACAAGGAAAACUUGAGAAAAAUAGAAAAUGCUGGUGUUUCAUAUCCAAUGGGUGAGUGACAACAAUCCCUUAAAAAUAAUAAAAAAAGUAAUAAUAAUUUUCAUAAAGGUAUUCAGGAGGUCUACAGCUGUAAAUGGACAUUUGAUUGGCACCUUGAACUCAAGCCUUAAAUUUAUCAGCUUCUCAAGUUAGUCGAUAGACAUUUCUGAUGUGAAAAAAAGUUAUAAAUAAAUAAAAAUUCUACAUAACUGCAUAUUUUUCUUGGUAUGUGUCACACAAUGAGACCAUCUUAAUUUUUUGGAAUUUAGUCUGAUAAAAAAUAGCAGUAUAUCCAUAUCUGAGAUGUUUUCAGAACCAGGUAUAAUAUUUAGAAGCCCAUAAACAAAUGUCUAGAUAUCUGCAAUGAAAAUUGUCAUGAAUUCAGGAAAAGGAAUUAAGUUUUGGCCUUUACCUACUGAACAGUGUAAUAUUAUUUUGAAAUGCCAGUAAUAGUUUGCCAGAAUCUGUCUUAUCUGUUUUGGUGAUACUGUCAUGUUCCCAUCCCAAACCUUUUAUAUUCAAGACAGCUUGUAAACCCAUAUUACAGUCAAAAUUAUCUUGUUAAAGGGACGUGAAAAGGACAUGCCAGAGUUCACUCAGUGCUUGAAAAGCAGUUACUGAGGUCACCUGAAAGUGUCCAUAUUAAAGUAAGAGAAAAUAUGUGAGCUUUCCAUCUGGACAUAGAAAAGUGUCCAUUAUGACUGGGUGUCCAAAUCAAGUGGGUGUCUACAGGGCAGCCAGGUUCCAUGAGAGUAAUUUGUUUUGUCUUUUUCAGUUUGUAAAACUGUCAUUGGACAUGGAUCAGAAUCAUGCCAUGAGGUAUUAUGAGAUUUGUAUUGUAGAAAUAAAGAGAACAAAAAACAUAUUAAGAAACAUUUUUCAUUAAACCUAAAAACACUUGAGGCUUUUCGAGGUUUCCCAUGGACUAUUUUUCCUUUUCCAUCUUUGGUCUGUAUAGUUGUGCUUUUAGUUGAACAAGUUAGUGAUACCUACAUAUAGAACUAUCUCUGUCUAUUCAAAUGUGUUUAUGUAUAUAUGCAAAAAGUUACUUUUUUGGACUGAUUGGAAGUUACUUCAUUUCAGAUGGCAGUGAUAUUUAACGAAGAGGGACUCAAGGAUCUAAUGCCUCCUUGUGUUGUUCAACAGUUUGUUAACCACAAUGCCGUUUUAUUUAAGGUAACUGUGAUGGUUUCAUUUCAUGGUUGGUAAAGUACGGCUGAAAUGACACUUUUUUUUACAGCUUGUUUUAAGCAAAGCAGGUACCUUAGACAAUAAUUCAGAGAAACAGUGAAUCUUAGAGCACCAACAAAAAAUUAGCUAUUUAAAUGUGACAAUUAAGGCCGAUCGAAACACACCAAUGACAUUACGAGUCUUCAUAGCCAACAACAUCACAACUUAACUGACAGACGACCAAUAUCAGCAUGAGUUAAUUGACCAAUCAGGUCAAUAUAACCAGAGUUUAAUAACAUCAACUGACAUGAUACAACUCGCCUUGAUGCUGAAGAUGAAGAUGACUACCGUACAGGAUGUCAAAACGUCAGUCACUGUCAACAACAACAGUCCUAUUCAAUUAUGUAGAUGCAAGGGUACAACUACAGUGGGACAAAAAAGGAACUUUGCUGUAAAGUGCAGCUGUGCAAUGACAUGUGCAUUUUAUUUUGUAUUGUAAGACACAAUUUGAAGGUGAUGGCAUCAUUAAUUUAUGGCUUUUUUCAUUUAACAGGUUUUUGUAGCAGGGAACAAGCACUAUAUUGUAAAGCGACCUUCAAUAAAGAAUUUUUAUAGUACUGAUGGUAAGUUUCUUUAGUCUUUAGUAGUUGUAGUAGUUGUAGUUCCGGAUCAAUUAAGGUGUCUGGGAAACUGCCUACCUACCCCUCCCCUAAGCUGACAUAACACUUACUUCUCACUUAGGGAAAAAAGAUGGCUUAGUGGAGGGGUAGGUGGGCAGUUUCCCAAAAACCUUGACUGAUCUGUAGUUCCUUCUAUUGACAAAGCUGGCUUUGAAUAUUACAAUUAACAGUAAAAUUUUUUGGAUUUAACCACCAACUUAAACUUCAGAUUAAUUUUAAAAAGUACAUUAGUCAACUUCUGUUGUUUAUUGAACAGAAAAUAAGGGUGUGUAGAAAACUCAGACCCUCAGAAAAUGUAGCAAUUUUCAUGUGUGCUCAAGUAUUUUGUGCACUCUACUAUCCCUGAAUGAGGGCCUCUUAGUUGGGGGUGGGGGAAGGGGGGGGCAUUUACAGUGUAUGUUCUUUGUCUGAAUUUCAAAAAAUUGUCAUUUUUGCAUUUUGAGGAGUAGGCUAUGUCCCACUGUUUUAAGGCCAUGUCACUUGUCAGAAUUUUAUCCUAACAUGGCCUCCUGAACAUGAGGGACAAACUGCAAUCUAAUACAGAGCUGGCACUAAGAUUUAUUAAAAUUGCUGGCUUUGAGAGAUUAGUAGGCAGGGAAUUGAACAACUAAGAAGUUAUUAUGGUUCUAUUUUCCUUUUGUUUCUUAUGAAAGGAGACAGGGGUCAUGCUUACAGUUACAAGGGGAAAUCAUGUCAAGUUUGCAUGUGCAUAACCAUUUACUUACUCUUAUGAUAACAUGUCAUUUUUUGCAACAGCUAAGGACAGAAAAACAAUAUUUUUCUCAUCACAUGACGUUUCUAAACCUGACUCUGGUUCAUAUCUUAGUGAGGUGAGUGUAAAAUAUUUGACUUUUGUUUGUUUUUUGGGCAGUGCCCAAGUGAAGUUGCAGGGAUGGUGAGAUUGGCUUCAAAGUUGCAGUAGGUCUGUGGACAAGACUGGGCUUGCAAAUCCAGGCCAAGCGUAUGAACGUAGAGGUGUUUGCGCCCCUCUUCUUGCACCAAGUACUUUGCUCCCCAUGUGUCAUGCAUGCGUCAUUCCCAGAUCUUACCAGAAAUCGGUAGUAAAAAUUUUGUUACGGUAAAAGCUCGAUAUAACGAAGUCCUUGGUAUAACGAACGAUUUUCUUUACCCCAGUAAUAGUAAAAUAGAUGGAAAAGAACCUUGAUAUGACAAAAACUUGUUAUAUAGCGAACUAAGUUUGCCAGUCCCUUGGUUUUUUGUUGUAUGGAGGUUCCAUUGUAUACGACUUGCUUUGCACUUCUUAGCCUUAAUCUUGUGUUUGCAUUAGUAUUCUUAUUUGUUUACUCUCAAGUUUUUCUGUGUUUGAUAACAUGCACUUUGCCCAAAUGAAUGCUUUCAAAGCAUCUUGUACAUGUCCUGCUAAACAAAUUCAUCAGCCACAUUAAGUUAAGUAAAGUAAAUAAAGUUAUAAUCUUUAUUUAACAGUAGCACUUUUAUAAUGCCCAAAUUUUCGACAGUCUCAGCUCUCAUGACCAUGACAUUGUGUAAACAAGGUCAAGUCAGUUGGGGCUUGGAGUUAUUCCAGCCCCCCUCCCCUCCCCUAUAAAGGCUAUCUUUGGGUUUUUCAAUGGUAUUUUCUUAGUUUUGUUUGUUCAUUAAGUGCCUCUGUGUUUGAGUCAAUCCCUUUUUUCAAUGACAGCUGGAUGAAUAUGACAGUGAACCUAACGUUUCUGCCCCUGAUGAAAGUCUUGUUUUGAAACUUGUCAGGAAACUUCGACCGAAGUUGGUAAGUCUUGUUUGUACGUAAAAUCUAACCUAGAAACUGCACAAUUAGGAUUGAAAUAAGGCAAGGGAAUAGCGGGAAUACGUAAGAGAAAAUAUGUGAAACUGCUAAAAUUGGGCUUGGGGCCCGUUUCUCGAAAGUCCCGUUAACUUUACGGGCCCGAAAUCAAGUGAAAGCCGCUCAACCAGCAAUGCUUAUCAAAGAUAUUUUCCAGAAUUUAUUGUUGUUUUUUUUUUUACUCAGAAUUUAACCAUGUUUGGUGUCGACAUAAUUGUUGAAAAAGGAACAGGACAUCAUGUUGUCAUAGAUAUCAACUAUUUUCCUGGUAAGUGCAGUUGGUAUAUGAUAAGUACUGUUGAAGAAGCGAGCAGGAGUGUAUCGCUGAGAGUUUUUGAACCUGGUAGUACACGACUGCGAGUUUUUUGAGUGGCUUCAAAAUCGCUGAUAUAGAGCAACUCUUUCUUGCACUGAUAAUUAGAUUUGGGGUUAUUUUGGUCUAAAAGAUUGGACGUAAGGAUUAGCCUUGUCUUCAUCAGUUAUUUAAGACACUCAUUAAACAUCAAUUUCUUUGGUUUUUUCGUUUUCUAAGUAUUAAUGAAUUUUUGAAUUUUUUUAUCCUUCCGUAGUUGGUUUCAGUUUUUACAUGUUUUUUUUUUUUCAUGUCUUCGUCUACAGGCUAUGAGGGUGCACCAUCAUUUCCGCUAGAUUUCGCAAAAUAUGUACAUGAAUUACUGGACAAGUCACAGGAAAAGGAGAGGACAUCUACAACUCCCAUACUUUUAAGUUGA